Messenger RNA from Klebsormidium nitens, 1338 nucleotides. The record is from the annotation of a GenBank genome assembly. NCBI's taxonomy places the organism in Eukaryota, Viridiplantae, Streptophyta, Klebsormidiophyceae, Klebsormidiales, Klebsormidiaceae.
GCCAACAAGUACUUUUGAUCAAAGAAAGUGCUUUCUUGAAACGCAAGGGGACCACCAUGGUUUCUAGGGUUCCUAGGGUUCAAUGACAUGAGUAGGUAGAUGCAGAUUCAGAUGCGAGUGGCUGGCUACCUGGGCGCACCCAGCUUGAGCUUGCAAGCUAGUGGCGUUUUCUUCUUGCAUUGCAAUCAUCUUCGUGCCUACUUGAGUCUGCUUGCUCCUCGUUGACUCUGAAGGGCACAACUCAUUUCUGAAGGGGAUAGGUUGGAAGUGUGGCUGGCUAUCACAACCUCUGAGUUGUGCAAGGUUGCCCAUCAUGCUGUUGCUCCCGUCCAUUGUGCUCCUGUCACUCCAAGUGGUUGUGAGCAUCCUUCUAGUCAUCCCCGUGCCGGCAGUCAGAAGACUGGGUUUGGCUGUAGUCGGUUUCUUUCACAUUCCCAGAGCGGCAGCGGUCGUCAGGACAAUCUUUGGAGCGCUCGUUGUGUUCCUGCUCUCAUCAAUUGCCAGCAUACAAGGGCUGCUUGUAAAAGCAGCAAAAGCGGAAGCGCUCAACACUGGCGACUCGCUGCGUACAGAAAGCGCAUUGUACAGUGAAUAUCUGCAGGCAUUCAUAACCGGUGCGUCGCUCUUGCUGGUGCUCCUUGAUCACGCAGUUUAUGCUGCUGUAACCGAGGGGGACAAGCUGAGGGUCAGCCAUGAUGCUCUGCAAAGGCAAGCAAAGAAUGCCGGAACAGAGUAUUUGAAGCUGCACGAAAAGUCCUCCGGCCAGGUGGACUACAGUGCAAAACUGGCAGCAGAAGAGGCCAAAGUCAAGGAGUUGCGCCAGCAGACGGACAUCCUCCGAGAGACCGUGACCACUCUGCAGCAGGAGUUAGAAGAUCGUCGCAAAGAUAAGCAGAUCACGGAGACAGCAGUGAAGAAUGCUGAGGCGCUAAAACGACAAGCAGACGGGGUGGCUCAGGAAUAUGACAGAUUGUUGGAAGAAAAUGACAAGCUUCGAUCCCUCCUCGGGAGAGUCGACAGCAAGUUUGCUCAAGUCGAAGGCAAGAAGAGUGCUUAGGAACUUACUUUGUCCUUAAAGUCCUCCGAGAUUCCUAUAGCCGCUAAUGGAACAAGUCGGUCGUUAGUGACUGGCAGCAUGCACAUUCCAGACCUGUGUAUAAUACCCCCGCGCACACUUUCUUGAUUGCCAGGAAACAAUUCAUCAGCAGAGUCGAUGUAAUGAUUAAUGAUCGCACAAUUAUACUCAAAGUUGAUCGCAAAUUCUUGAAAGAACGGACCGUCAAGGCCUACAAACUAGCUGCAUCAGUAUUAGUGCCCCUGUACCAUCCCACUCAAAAC